Molecule: messenger RNA, 2568 nt
Organism: Osmerus eperlanus (European smelt)
Lineage: Eukaryota; Metazoa; Chordata; Actinopteri; Osmeriformes; Osmeridae
Exons: 7
Coding region: 130-1239 (369 amino acids)
Source: RefSeq, a predicted model, not a curated record
GAAGACAAGCACACAACAAGACAGAACACACAUACAAGCAGGGCAAGGGACGUAACAGGUUCAAACAAGACCAAAACCAACCAGGUCCACCACGUGACAGGUCUAGGCUUGCGUUGACUCACCUGUGAAAUGGCAGCUGAGCACUCAACAAUAGGUUCUGGUAGGGGCAAAGAGCAGGAGACAAAGGAUGAUCUUGGCCGUCAGAAAGUGGACCUGGAGGUAGUUGGAGAUGGUUACACGAAGACGGGCAUGACUGUCAUGAAGCACUACAUCAAGCCAUUAUUUAUGAUAGGAGCCCAACAUGGACUACUGGGCUCAUGUGUUGGGAUUGUAGUUGUUAUUGUCAGUGUUGUGUUGUGCUAUACUGACUGGGAAGCAGUUACAGCAGCAAAAGACAAUCCAGCAUCGGCGCUGUCUGAGGCUGCGUUGAUGAUAACAGCGCCUUCUACUAUAAACAAAAUAUCGUGGCUGCAUGCGCGUAUGCUUGAUUGGGAAUCCCAGGCUCAACUGACUCAACUCAGUGUGCAAAAGGGAAAGACUGUCACUCUGGAAACACAUGUAGCUGGACUCCAGCCUGACGACGGAUGGAUCUACAAUAAAUUGUGGUUACUGCAGGUGAAUCCAGGGAAAUUACGUUGCACUUUGUUAGAUGAGCGGUUUACAGACAGACUUCAGCUGGACUUACAGACCGGAUCUCUCACUGUGAGAAACAUCUCACUCCACGACGCUGGAGUUUAUCAGUUACAAACCGGAGGAGACAAAGUGGCUCAUCAAACCUUUACUCUAUCCGUUUAUGACAUGGUGUCCGGUCCUGCCAUCAGUUACUCCUACCUCCGUCUGUCAGCCAACAACAUCUCUUGUACGGUGGAGUGUUCUGUGAAGAACGGGAGAGAUGUGACCCUAACCUGGUACAAAGGAGAGGAGAGACUUAACCAGACCAGCAGUCCUGAUCUCUCCUCCAACAUCUCUCUCCAUCUGGAGAUGAAGGACCAGGAUGGAGACACCUACAGCUGUGUGGCUGAAAACCCCAUCAGUAACCAGACAGACAAACUCCACAAGACAGAGCUGUGCCCAGGUCUGUCUACAACCACCAACUUUCACAAUCACACUAGGGACCGGGGUGCUGUGGCUGUGGCUGUGGCUGUGAUUGUGGCUGUGGCAUACAGGAAGUUUAAGAGAGGUUGUGAUGGAGAGGGAACCUCCACGGAACAUGACAGUUCUGCCAAGUCUGUCAUCUGAUGACCAGUAAUGCUGUAGGCAAGGAGACACCCUGCUAGCUCUUAAAUGCUGAAGAGUUGAGUUGCUGAAUUAAGGUUUUUCUAAAUGCUUUUCUAAAAAAACAAAAGGAAAAAAACUACUAGAAUUUUGAACUGGUUCAAUGUUAUCUCCUCUCAUUACAUGCAUUUUGUAUGCCACUUUGGUAUGGUCAACAAUUUACAUACACUUCCUUUUUGGUCAUCAUUUGGUUUCCUGUAAAUUGCUUUUCUAAUGAGAGAUAAAUACAACAUAAUGAGUCAACAUUUGAAUGGUUUUCUCGAGAACAGAACAGAAAUGAUAUACAAACAGACAAAUAGAUCCUUCAUGAUUUCUACUGUGCUCGACAACAACAAAAACGAAUGCAGCACACAGCUUUGAUAUCUGUCACUGUUAAAUUGGAAGGGGACCAGGAGUCGGAUCCAAGUGGAGAACAGAACUUUAAUAAGCAGAUUCCAAAGGUACAAAGGGAUAAUCCAAUGAUGUGGUCAAAACGGGUGUGUCAGUACAGGAACAACAGGUAUUGAGGGGCAAAUCCACAGGAGCAUGGCCAGGGCCAUGGGAAGAUCCAAGACACUGGGUCAGGGUGCAUCGUAACAAGGUCUGUCAGGGUGCCAGUGACAGGUUAUACACACGUAGCAAGACUAGAAAAGACUUUGCAAAGUGACUGUGCUGAAAGGCUUCCAGCAUUGGCUUCCUGUCCAACAAAGAAUUGACUUUACAAUCCUGCUGCUGGUUUAUAAAGCACUGAAUGGUUUAGGGCCUAAAUACAUUUGUGAUCUGCUGCUACCUUAUGAACCAUCCCGACCCCUCAGGUCAUCUGGGACUGGUCUACUUUGUGUUCCAAGAGUCAGAACUAAACAUGGAGAAGCAGCGUUCAGUUUUUUCUGCACCACAUAUCUGGAACAAGGUCCCUGAAAGCUGCAGAUCUGCUGAGACCCUCAGCUCCUUUAAAUCCAGAUUGAAGACUUUACUAAUCGCUGUUGCCUUUAAUUGAACCAGAUUAAAGAAUAUCAAUUUCUGCAUCUCCUGCAUUUUAUUUUUUAAACUGCACUGCAACUUUUAUUUUAUUUCUUGCUUUUUGAAUGUUUUUAAUGUGUUAUUGAAUGUUCUUAAUUGUUUUUAAAUCGUGUUUUCUUUUGCAUUAUGUUUUGAUGCUUUUAAUGGUUUUAUGUGAAGCACUUUGAAUUGCCUUGUUGUUGAAAUGUGCUAUACAAAUAAACUUGUCUUGCCUAUAUAGGGAUGGGCGAAUGAUGCCUUGUGAAGCUUUGGACCAUCUUAAUCAAUUGAUUAAAUCCUUAUUUUUAAACUGUU